CGCCCAGGGUUUGUUGACAGCGGAGGCGGCGGCGGCUGGCCGCUCUGAGUCGUAGAAACCGGAUCGGGGGAGGGGCUGGCCCCGGGAGGCAGCACCUGGCGGCCCUCAGCCCUGCCCGCAGCCAGGGCAAGGUAACGGCCACGGGGUCCCUGUCGUGACCCGCUCCGGCCCCGGUCUCGAGCCCUCAGCAUCACAGGCUCCGCCCCGCCGACCCCCGGGCGCCCCGGACCCCGGCCCUAGGCGGACGAGAUCCCCAACCUCCUGAAGCGCUCUGGCCCCGGAUUCUCCCGGGCCCCAACCUCCGCUCCUCCUCGCCUACGAAGCAUCCUGACUGCUUCCCAGCGCUGAGGGCAGCCCCAUCCCAGGAACCGUGCUACUGAAGUGCUGGAAAAAAUACGGAUUUGUUUCAGAUGACAAAUGACCACUGUGCUCUGGCCUUGUGCUGCUGUAGCUCUGCCAAUGAUCCCUUGAGUACUGGGGAGUCACUGUUGCCCUUGGGGCCCUUGUCCUGGAGUGGCCACCUGCCUGCUCCCAGCAUGGCGUCUGAUACGCCCGAGUCCCUGAUGACCCUCUGUACUGACUUCUGCCUACGCAACCUGGAUGGCACCCUGGGCUACCUGCUGGAUAAGGAGACCCUGCGGCUACAUCCAGACAUCUUCUUGCCCAGCGAGAUCUGUGACCGGCUGGUCAAUGAGUAUGUGGAGCUGGUCAAUACCGCCUGCACCUUCGAGCCACACGAGAGCUUCUUCAGCCUCUUCUCUGACCCCCGCAGUACCCGCCUCACCCGGAUCCACCUCCGUGAGGACCUGGUGCAGGACCAGGAUCUGGAGGCCAUUCGCAAGCAGGACCUGGUUGAGCUGUACCUGACCAAUUGUGAGAAGCUGUCCGCCAAGAGCCUGCAGACAUUGCGGAGUUUCAGCCACACCCUGGUGUCCUUGAGCCUCUUUGGCUGCGCCAACAUUUUCUACGAGGAGGAGAACCCCGGGGGCUGUGAAGACGAGUGCCUCGUCAACCCCACCUGCCAGGUGCUGGUGAAGGACUUCACCUUCGAGGGCUUUAGCCGCCUGCGCUUCCUCAACCUGGGCCGCAUGAUCGAUGGGGUCCCUGUGGAGUCACUGCUACGGCCGCUCAACUCUCUGGCCGCCUUGGACCUCUCAGGCAUUCAGACAAGUGACGCUGCCUUCCUAACCCAGUGGAAGGACAGCCUGGUGUCCCUUGUGCUCUACAACAUGGACCUUUCAGAUGACCACAUCCGUGUCAUUGUCCAGCUGCACAAGCUGCGACACCUAGACAUCUCCCGAGACCGUCUCUCCAGCUACUACAAGUUCAAGCUGACCCGGAAGGUGCUGAGCCUCUUUGUACAAAAGCUUGGGAACCUAAUGUCUCUGGACAUCUCUGGUCACAUGAUCCUAGAGAACUGCAGCAUUUCCAAGAUGGACGAGGAAGCCGGGCAGACCAGCAUCGAGCCUUCCAAGAGCAGCAUCAUGCCUUUCCGGGCUCUGAAGAGGCCACUGCAGUUCCUCGGGCUCUUUGAGACCUCCCUGUGUCGCCUCACACACAUUCCCGCCUACAAAGUAAGUGGUGACAAAAAUGAGGAGCAGGUGCUGAAUGCCAUCGAGGCCUAUACGGAGCACCGGCCUGAGAUCACCUCGCGGGCCAUCAACCUGCUUUUUGACAUUGCACGAAUUGAACGCUGCAAUCAGCUUCUGAGGGCCCUGAAGCUGGUCAUCACUGCCCUCAAGUGCCACAAAUAUGACAAGAACAUUCAGGUGACAGGCAGCGCUGCACUCUUCUACCUGACCAAUUCCGAAUAUCGCUCAGAGCAGAGUGUCAAGCUGCGCCGGCAGGUCAUCCAGGUGGUGCUGAAUGGCAUGGAAUCCUACCAGGAGGUGACGGUGCAGCGGAACUGCUGCCUGACCCUCUGCAACUUCAGCAUCCCUGAGGAGCUGGAGUUCCAGUACCGCCGGGUCAAUGAACUGCUGCUCAGCAUUCUCAACCCCACCCGGCAGGAUGAGUCCAUCCAGCGCAUCGCCGUGCACCUGUGCAACGCCCUGGUCUGCCAGGUGGACAAUGACCACAAGGAAGCCGUGGGCAAGAUGGGCUUUGUUGUGACCAUGCUGAAGCUGAUCCAGAAGAAGCUGCUGGACAAGAUAUGUGACCAGGUGAUGGAGUUUUCCUGGAGCGCCCUGUGGAACAUCACAGAUGAGACGCCUGACAACUGCGAGAUGUUCCUCAAUUUCAAUGGCAUGAAGCUCUUCCUCGACUGCCUGAAGGAAUUCCCAGAAAAGCAGGAACUGCAUCGAAAUAUGCUGGGACUCUUGGGGAAUGUGGCAGAGGUGAAGGAGCUGCGGCCUCAGCUAAUGACUUCCCAGUUCAUCAGCGUCUUCAGCAACCUGCUGGAGAGCAAGGCUGACGGCAUCGAGGUUUCCUACAAUGCCUGUGGUGUCCUCUCCCACAUCAUGUUUGACGGGCCCGAGGCCUGGGGCGUCUGUGAGCCGCAGCGGGAGGAGGUGGAGGAGCGCAUGUGGGCAGCCAUCCAGAGCUGGGACAUCAACUCCCGGAGGAAUAUCAACUACAGGUCCUUUGAGCCAAUUCUCCGCCUCCUUCCCCAGGGCAUCUCUCCUGUCAGCCAGCACUGGGCAACCUGGGCCCUGUACAACCUAGUGUCUGUCUACCCCGACAAGUACUGCCCCCUGCUGGUCAGAGAAGGUGGAAUGCCCCUUCUGAGGGACGUGAUCAAGAUGGCAACUGCAAGGCAGGAGACCAAGGAAAUGGCCCGCAAGGUGAUUGAGCACUGCAGCAACUUUAAAGAGGAGAACAUGGACACGUCCAGAUAGAGGUCUCAGCCCGCAGACGCCACUGCUCGGACCACAGGCCCAGAGCAGCCUCACGUGGCCCAGCUGGCAGGUCCCUCCAGGAGCCUCCCACGUGACAAAGACAGAGGGGACUUUUGCACAACCGACGCUUUUCCUUAACAUUAGUGAGAUAUAUAUAUUAUAUAUAUAUAUACAUAUAUAUAUAUAUUAUUUUUUUGGUUAGGAAGUGUGAAGUUUUGUGUGUAUGAUUUCUGUACAAAAACAAAAGAAACCUCCCUGAAUUCUUGCCACUUCCUUGGCCAUUCUCACCCUGACUCCAAGCCUUCAUUGCUGCCACACUCACUCCUACCCCAGCCAGACUACAUGCCUCUAACGUUGUGAGUGUCCCGACCUUUCCUGGUGACCUCAACCCUGGCCGGCCUCCCGUCUGUCUGGAGAGGAGUCCGCGUGGGUCAGCCUGCUCCAGCAUCCUAAGCCACACACCCAGGCCUGACAACCCCACUGGGCUCCUGGGCAUGGCUGAUGGAGUGUGGGGAUUAAAACUGUCCCCACUGGGUCUCCCAGAAGCCUUGGUGCUCCCGGCUGUGGGCUAUCAGGGGCAGGACAGUGAGUGGCUCCCAGGCCUAGGGCCAGGCUGCCCCCGCUCCCGAGGCCCCACCCUCUGGCCAGGCCUGCUGCGGCCAUGCUGCUAUGGAGAUUGCUUCUGCGUCUCCCAUCAGGCCCCAGGCUGUUGAAGGCCCCAGCCCAGGGAUGGCCAGAACUCGGGGGCAGAUUCUACUGCCCCUUCUGCCAAACAUAUCCCAUUCCUGCCCUGCUCUGGAAGCCAGCACCUUCUGGGGCCAGGGCCUUGCUCCCACUCUCCACAGCCCUCAUUUUCCCAUAAGCUCCCAAGGUGCCCAGGCACCCCCACCAGCAGAACUGAACCUGCCUCAUUCACCCCUGCCUGCCCCGCUGCCCAGAGGACCCCACACCUCUCCGAGGCAGGAGGUCCCCACUUUAGCCCUUCACAGUGGCAGCAGGCAGCCACCUCCAGACCAGCCCUGGGCCAGGCUGUACCUGGGAAACCUCUGUGCUGUGUUGUAGACCCCAUGAGAGGCUGCUGCUUCUCCACACCUUGUGUACCCCCUGCUCCAACUUGGAGUUGCUUCUCAUCGGACAUACGGGUGGCGGGCCACGGGGAACAAGAGACCUGGGGCAGAGCCAACCCUGGAGGCAGCCUUCCUCCUUGGCCCUGUUUUGGAUUCUCCUGGCUUUUCUACCUCCAGGUAGAGCAGACCAGGCAGCCCUUUUCUCCCUGAGUCUUUCCCUCUAGGCCCUGGGAAGGGGGCUCACCCCUGUUCCCUCCAGUGUGGCAGAUGGCCACCUUGGCCCCUUCCUUCCAUCCCAGGCCCCAACAGCCCCAGCCAGACCCGGGGCAGAGCUCACUCAUAUCGCAUUGCUUUCUCAGCCUGGGGCCUGGGGAAAUGUCUGUACUUUGGGAUGUCACAGAAAUACAUUUUUGUGCAAAGUGCAGCAGAA
Messenger RNA from Ictidomys tridecemlineatus (thirteen-lined ground squirrel), 4334 nucleotides. RefSeq names its product zyg-11 related cell cycle regulator (gene Zer1). Gene Ontology annotation, cellular component: Cul2-RING ubiquitin ligase complex. Gene Ontology annotation, molecular function: protein binding. NCBI's taxonomy places the organism in Eukaryota, Metazoa, Chordata, Mammalia, Rodentia, Sciuridae. The record is from RefSeq and is a predicted model, not a curated record.